Molecule: messenger RNA, 1959 nt
Organism: Sclerotinia borealis F-4128
Lineage: Eukaryota; Fungi; Ascomycota; Leotiomycetes; Helotiales; Sclerotiniaceae
Source: the annotation of a GenBank genome assembly
AUGGACGCUCGACCCCAAAGACCUUUACGAUUUACUCACACCAAUGGUGAUGAGAACAUCGCACCUUUAAUCGUACCUUCAACCAUCCAACAACAAUCAACUCUACACCAAAAACAAAAGCCUACAGGAACCAUAGCCAGUAUGUUAACAGUUGGACUCAAGGCUGCUGCCAAGAGAACUGCAUUCGGAGACGUUAGCAAUACCGCAAAGACUUUGAAUACUAUUCAUGAUGAGUCUGCUAUUAACGGCAAGUCGGUCGAAGUCAUUAAGCCUAUUGCUAUUCAGGACAAGUCAGCUGCACUUUUAAGACCAGCACAACGACCACUCAACAACGGCCUCAAGGCACCAUUAGCUACAUCUACUUCCGAACAAGCUUCUAUUGCUCCACUUCCAAAACAAACUCAAGCGAAUCAAACCAAGCGCAAUACUUUGGCCAAGAAGGGUGCGGUAUAUAAGGACACUGGAGUUGAAAACAUUCAGCCACUCGCACAAAAGUCCAUCACAUCCACUGGUCCACUCAUUCAAAACCUCGGCCCUAGACACGCCAAGAGCCAACCUGAGAUCAAGGCUGAGCAACCAGUUCUACGAAGAACACAGAGCAAGCAACUGAACAAUGUUGUCGGCAACAUUGAGCCUACAAUCUAUCACACCGCUCCCGAGCAUGCUUUGAAGGAGAACAUCAACGAGUCUCACCUCCGAUCGACCAAGGAAAAGGAGGAGUCUGUCGUCGCUGAGAAGUUGAAGUCACAAAAGCAAUUACCAGCUCCACCACUUGCUUCUGAACCCGAGGAAUAUUGGACCGAGGAUGAAGAGGAAGCUUAUGAUGAUCAAGGCUAUACAACUGCCCAGUCUUUCCGAGGAGAGAAUACUGUCGGAGGAGCAACUACUGUUAUCGUUCCAAAGGUCACAAACAAGGUUAAGAAGGAGCUUGAGGAUGCUAAGAUUCUUGUUGAGUCUGUUCGGACCCAGGAAGAUAUUGAAGAUGAGAUGUGGGAUACUAGCAUGGUGGCUGAGUAUGGUGAAGAAAUUUUCUCAUACAUGCGUGAACUCGAGGUUAGUAAUAACACAUUUCAUCGUUGUGCUUUAGGCCAUACCGCGUUGAACAAGCUUCUUCCUGACCCACAUUACAUGGACACACAAGCAGAGAUCCAAUGGUCAAUGCGAUCUGUUUUGAUGGAUUGGUUGAUUCAAGUUCACCAGCGAUUCUCUCUUCUUCCUGAGACACUCUUCCUCUGCGUCAACUACAUCGAUCGGUUCCUUUCGAAAAAGGUCGUUUCGCUUGGCAAACUUCAAUUGGUUGGUGCCACAGCCAUCUUUGUUGCUGCCAAGUAUGAAGAGAUUAACUGCCCUUCGAUCGGUGAGAUCGUCUACAUGGUUGAUGGUGGAUACAGCAGUGAAGAGAUUCUCAAGGCAGAACGAUUCAUGCUCAGCAUGCUUCAGUUUGAAUUGGGAUGGCCUGGACCAAUGAGUUUCCUUCGCCGUAUCAGCAAAGCCGACGAUUACGAUCUUGAGACACGCACAUUGGCCAAGUACUUCCUCGAGGUCACCAUCAUGGAUGAGCGAUUCGUUGGUAGCCAACCAAGUUUUGUCGCUGCUGCUUCUCACGCCGUUGCGAGAUUUAUGCUCAGCAAGGGUGAUUGGUCUCCAGCUCAUGUUUACUACUCUGGUUAUACUUGGACCCAGUUGAAGCCAUUGGUUGCCUUGGUCAUGGAGUGUUGCGAGAAUGCGCGAAAGCAUCAUGCUGCUGUCUUUGAGAAAUAUUCCGAUCGCCGUUACAAGAGAGCUUCCACCUAUGUUGAGGACCAAAUGAUCAAGGGCUUCCAAAUUCCAGGUAUCAUUCGCCGUCGACCAUCUGUUCCAGCUGCCUUGCGCCUCGAACCUCAAUAUCCAAACGUUACCUUUGACCCAUUGCUGUCCAUCGAGGAAAACUCCCAGCGAAUGAUUCAAGCCAGAAGCUAA